AUGAGGCAACAGGUUAAUUCAUUUCCUCUGCCAAAGUCACUGCAAUCAAGUGAUGCUGAUUUACCUGAAGGGUACAGUGUUUGGAGAUGUGAGAUCACUCUUCCAAGAAGAUCUAUGAAUUUUUCUCUCUCUCUCUUUGUACUGUUUCCUUUCUCUCUCUCUCUCUCUCUCUCUUUGUACUGUUUCCUUUCUCUCCCUCUCUCUCUUUGUACUGUUUCCUUACUCUCCCUCUCUCUCUUUGUACUGUUUCCUUACUCUCCCUCUCUCUCUUUGUACUGUUUCCUUACUCUCCCUCUCUCUCUUUGUACUGUUUCCUUACUCUCCCUCUCUCUCUUUGUACUGUUUCCUUACUCUCUCUCUUUGUACUGUUUCCUUACUCUCCCUCUCUGUACUGUUUCCUUUUUCUCUCUCCCUCUCUGUACUGUUUCCUUUCUCUCUCUCUUUGUACUGUUUCUUUUUCUCUCUCUCUUUGUACUGUUUCCUUUUUCUCUCUCUCUUUGUACUGUUUCCUUUUCUCUCUCUCUUUGUACUGUUUCCUUUUUCUCUCUCUCUCUCUUUGUACUGUUUCCUUUUUCUCUCUCUCUCUUUGUACUGUUUCCUUUUUCUCUCUCUCUCUUUGUACUGUUUCCUUUUUCUCUCUCUCUCUCUUUGUACUGUUUCCUUUUUCUCUCUCUCUCUUUGUACUGUUUCCUUUCUCUCUCUCUCUCCCCACACUGUUUCCUUUCUCUCUCUCUCCCACACUGUUUCCUUUCUCUCUCUCUCCCCACACUGUUUCCUUUCUCUCUCUCUCCCCACACUGUUUCAUUUCUCUCUCUCUCUCCCCACACUGUUUCAUUUCUCUCUCUCUCUCCCCACACUGUUUCAUUUCUCUCUCUCUCCCACACUGUUUCAUUCUCUCUCUCUCUCCCCACACUGUUUCCUUUCUCUCUCUCUCCCCCCACUGUUUCCUUUCUCUCUCUCCCCACACUGUUUCCUUUCUCUCUCUCUCCCCACACUGUUUCCUUUCUCUCUCUCUCUCCACACUCUUUCCUUUCUCUCUCUCUCCCCACACUCUUUCCUCUCUCUCUCUCUCUCUCUCUCUCUGCCCUCACCAUUUCCUUUUUCUUAUUUUUUAUUCUUAUUGGGCAUUUUUUCCCCUCCCUUUCAGAUGAUUUACUCAGUGAUGUGCUAGUCUGUGAUACAUUUGGUAAUAUUGAUGACAAGGACUGCAUCAGCAAAGGUUGGCUCACAAUGCAGACAGAAGUGAAUCUUCGUAUUGUACCAGGGUGUAUCACUUUGUGGAAUGAAGACUUACAUAUAAAAUUUAUUAAGUGCACUCCUUUUGAAAUGGGACACAACAAGUCUGAACGGGCAAUCCAGUCUUGGUCUAAACUAUUUACCUAUACUCUUAAUAAAACUGACUAUAUACCGACGCUACAAGAAAAGGGUAGCCCCUAUCAUCCAGAUGAUGUCAUGAUGUUCAAGAUUCAGGUGCUUCAUACUGAAAGUUUAGUAAGUAUAAACAUAUUCUUCUUUGCUUGUUCAUCUUUCACGCUAUAG
Molecule: messenger RNA, 1539 nt
Organism: Acanthosepion pharaonis
Lineage: Eukaryota; Metazoa; Mollusca; Cephalopoda; Sepiida; Sepiidae
Source: the annotation of a GenBank genome assembly